AUGCUCGUCAACGCUGCCGCCGCCGUCGUUCUCUUCCUUGGCAUUGCUGCCUCGGCCGAUGCCGCCUCUGUCAAGAAAGGCAAGUGGAGCAAGUACGUCAAGAGCCUCGACAAGGUCAUUGGUUCCACCCAGAACACUGCCAUCAUGGCCUCCGAGUCGAGCCAGCUCCACUCCCAGUACCUUGCUCGCCAGAACGACUCGCAGUUCCAGGGUCUCGUCCAGCAAGUCCGCAGCCACCUCCACAACGGCAUUGAUGCCAGCCUCCUCUCGGGUUCCAUCGUCUCUGACAAGUCGGUCGAGUCGAUCCGCCAGAACGUCUUUGGAAACGGUGCCUCUGCUGAAGACACCCAGACCCAGUCCGAGGCCGUCCUCGCUGCCGUUCUGCCCACUUCCUGGGACUCUCGCAGCUCGGGAUGGGUCUCGCCCAUCAAGGACCAGGGUCAGUGCGGCAGCUGUGUCGCCUUCUCUUCGGCCGCCGCCGUCGAGAGUACCUUCUUGAGCCAGGGAACCUCCAUCAUCGUCUCCGAGGCCGACAUCUUCUUCUGCCUUGCCGCUGGCCAGGCUCAGUGCAGCACUGGCUGGUACCCAAGCUCGGCCGCCAGCGCCAUCUCCAGCCGCGGUGUUGUCACUGAGCAGUGCUUCCCUUACACUGCCGGCACCGGCCAGGACCAGAGCUGCACCGACAGCAGCUGCUCUCGCACUGGUGGCAUCUCUGAGAACUCCUUCAGCAGCGUCGACCAGUUCAAGCAGCACAUCAUGGCCUAUGGCGCUGUCUUCACCGCCUUCACUGUCUACAGCGACUUUGAGAACUGCUGCAGCAACAACCAAAUCUACAUGCAGCAGUCCAACCAGCAGCUCGGCGGUCACGCCGUCGCCAUUGUUGGCUGGGACGACACCAACCAAGCUUGGCUCUGCAAGAACUCUUGGGGCCCCUCUUGGGGAACCAGCGGUUUCUUCUGGAUCGGAUAUGGCCAGUCCGGCAUUGGCGCCACCAGCCAGACCUUUGGUUUCACUGUUGCUGGCAACCAGCCCACCACCACCACCAAGCCUGUCAAGACCACCACCACCACCAAGCCCGUCAAGACCACCAGUGGUCCCACUCCCUCCGUCAACCCUCCUCCUCCUCCUCCUUCGGGCAGCUGCACCGGUGCCGCUCCCAACAGCUAUGUCUGCCAGAGCUCCACCAGCUACUUGUGGUGCGUUGGCGGCAACUCCUAUGCCUACAACUGCCCUGCUGGCACCACCUGUGUCUCGGGCGUUAACUACCCCUGCUCCUGGUAA
Polychytrium aggregatum is the source of this 1281-nucleotide messenger RNA. RefSeq lists its product as uncharacterized. The coding region runs from base 1 to 1281 and encodes 426 amino acids. The record is from RefSeq and is a predicted model, not a curated record. Gene Ontology annotation, molecular function: cysteine-type endopeptidase activity. The transcript has 3 exons. Gene Ontology annotation, cellular component: lysosome. NCBI's taxonomy places the organism in Eukaryota, Fungi, Chytridiomycota, Chytridiomycetes, Polychytriales.